GUUAUUAUUCCUCACAAUAACCAGAUAGCCUCUGCUUUCUUUUUCCUUUCUUCGGAAUGAGAGACUCAACCAUAAUAGAAAGAAUGGAGAACUAUUAACCACCAUUCUUCAGUGGGCUGUGAUUUUCAGAGGGGAAUACUAAGAAAUGGUUUUCCAUACUGGAACCCAAAGGUAAAGACACUCAAGGACAGACAUUUUUGGCAGAGCAUAGAUGAAAAUGGCAAGUUCCCUGGCUUUCCUUCUGCUCAACUUUCAUGUCUCCCUCUUCUUGGUCCAGCUGCUCACUCCUUGCUCAGCUCAGUUUUCUGUGCUUGGACCCUCUGGGCCCAUCCUGGCCAUGGUGGGUGAAGACGCUGAUCUGCCCUGUCACCUGUUCCCGACCAUGAGUGCAGAGACCAUGGAGCUGAGGUGGGUGAGUUCCAGCCUAAGGCAGGUGGUGAACGUGUAUGCAGAUGGAAAGGAAGUGGAAGACAGGCAGAGUGCACCGUAUCGAGGGAGAACUUCGAUUCUGCGGGAUGGCAUCACUGCAGGGAAGGCUGCUCUCCGAAUACACAACGUCACAGCCUCUGACAGUGGAAAGUACUUGUGUUAUUUCCAAGAUGGUGACUUCUACGAAAAAGCCCUGGUGGAGCUGAAGGUUGCAGCAUUGGGUUCUGAUCUUCACAUUGAAGUGAAGGGUUAUGAGGAUGGAGGGAUCCAUCUGGAGUGCAGGUCCACUGGCUGGUACCCCCAACCCCAAAUAAAGUGGAGCGACACCAAGGGAGAGAACAUCCCGGCUGUGGAAGCACCUGUGGUUGCAGAUGGAGUGGGCCUGUAUGCAGUAGCAGCAUCUGUGAUCAUGAGAGGCAGCUCUGGUGGGGGUGUAUCCUGCAUCAUCAGAAAUUCCCUCCUCGGCCUGGAAAAGACAGCCAGCAUAUCCAUCGCAGACCCCUUCUUCAGGAGCGCCCAGCCCUGGAUCGCGGCCCUGGCAGGGACCCUGCCUAUCUCGUUGCUGCUUCUCGCAGGAGCCAGUUACUUCUUGUGGAGACAACAGAAGGAAAAAAUUGCUCUGUCCAGGGAGACAGAAAGAGAGCGAGAGAUGAAAGAAAUGGGAUACGCUGCAACAGAGCAAGAAAUAAGCCUAAGAGAGAAGCUCCAGGAGGAACUCAAGUGGAGGAAAAUCCAGUACAUGGCUCGUGGAGAGAAGUCUUUGGCCUAUCAUGAAUGGAAAAUGGCCCUCUUCAAACCUGCGGAUGUGAUUCUGGAUCCAGACACGGCAAACGCCAUCCUCCUUGUUUCUGAGGACCAGAGGAGUGUGCAGCGUGCUGAAGAGCCGCGGGAUCUGCCAGACAACCCUGAGAGAUUUGAAUGGCGUUACUGUGUCCUUGGCUGUGAAAACUUCACAUCAGGGAGACAUUACUGGGAGGUGGAAGUGGGGGACAGAAAAGAGUGGCAUAUUGGGGUAUGUAGUAAGAACGUGGAGAGGAAAAAAGGUUGGGUCAAAAUGACACCGGAGAACGGAUACUGGACUAUGGGCCUGACUGAUGGGAAUAAGUAUCGGGCUCUCACUGAGCCCAGAACCAACCUGAAACUUCCUGAGCCUCCUAGGAAAGUGGGGAUCUUCCUGGACUAUGAGACUGGAGAGAUCUCGUUCUAUAAUGCCACAGAUGGAUCUCAUAUCUACACCUUUCCGCACGCCUCUUUCUCUGAGCCUCUAUAUCCUGUUUUCAGAAUUUUGACCUUGGAGCCCACUGCCCUGACCAUUUGCCCAAUACCAAAAGAAGUAGAGAGUUCCCCCGAUCCUGACCUAGUGCCUGAUCAUUCCCUGGAGACACCACUGACCCCGGGCUUAGCUAAUGAAAGUGGGGAGCCUCAGGCUGAAGUAACAUCUCUGCUUCUCCCUGCCCACCCUGGAGCUGAGGUCUCCCCUUCUGCAACAACCAAUCAGAACCAUAAGCUACAGGCACGCACUGAAGCACUUUACUGAUAUUCAUUCCAUUAUUCCAUAUGACAGUUGUUUUGAGUUUCGUACCACCUUAUUGUCCCCUUAUACAGAUAAGGAAACUGGGGUGCAGAAAGGUGAAUUAACUUUACAAAGUAGACAUGACAAGUGAACAGCAGAGCUGGGAUCUAAACAGCAAUAACUAACAUUAACAGAGAAUUUAAAAUGUUCUUAGUGCUGUGUUAUAAGCUUUGGUGGAUGUCACUCCUUUAAUCCUCACAACACCCUGUCGGGUAGUCAUAUUUUGCAAGUAUGGAAGCUGAGGCAGGGCAACAUGAAGUAACUUACAUAACUCAUACAGUAAUUUGUGCAGUUGGGAGAUGUUCAGCCUUAGUCCCUGGCUAAUUGCCUGUUCUUUUCCAGCCUGAUUUUUUUUCCCACAGGAAGAGCCCACAUGUAGCCCUGAGGUUUCCUUCCCAGGACAGCUGCAGGGUAGAGAUCAUUUUAAGUGCUUGUGGAGUUGACAUCCCUAUUGACUCUUUCCCAGCUGAUAUCAGAGACUUAGACCCAGCACUCCUUGGAUUAGCUCUGCAGAGUGUCUUGGUUGAGAGAAUAACCUCAUAGUACCAACAUGACAUGUGACUUGGAAAGAGACUAGAGGCCACACUUGAUAAAUCAUGGGGCACAGAUAUGUUCCCACCCAACAAAUGUGAUAAGUGAUUGUGCAGCCAGAGCCAGCCUUCCUUCAAUCAAGGUUUCCAGGCAGAGCAAAUACCCUAGAGAUUCUCUGUGAUAUAGGAAAUUUGGAUCAAGGAAGCUAAAAGAAUUACAGGGAUGUUUUUAAUCCCACUAUGGACUCAGUCUCCUGGAAAUAGGUCUGUCCACUCCUGGUCAUUGGUGGAUGUUAAACCCAUAUUCCUUUCAACUGCUGCCUGCUAGGGAAAACUGCUCCUCAUUAUCAUCACUAUUAUUGCUCACCACUGUAUCCCCUCUACUUGGCAAGUGGUUGUCAAGUUCUAGUUGUUCAAUAAAUGUGUUAAUAAUGCUUA
This is a messenger RNA of Homo sapiens (human), 2970 nucleotides long. It is a transcript of the gene BTN3A3, whose product is annotated as butyrophilin subfamily 3 member A3. The coding region runs from base 212 to 1966 and encodes 584 amino acids. Gene Ontology annotation, cellular component: plasma membrane. The transcript is spliced from 11 exons. Lineage: Eukaryota; Metazoa; Chordata; Mammalia; Primates; Hominidae. The record is from RefSeq and is marked validated.